Molecule: messenger RNA, 19159 nt
Organism: Porites lobata
Lineage: Eukaryota; Metazoa; Cnidaria; Anthozoa; Scleractinia; Poritidae
Source: the annotation of a GenBank genome assembly
AGGGGGUUACCAGGGGUUACAUGGGGUUACAAAGGGUUACAGGGGGUUACAGGACGUUACAAGGGGUUACAGGGGGUUACAAAGAACUAUAGAAACUUUUUUCUAAGUAGAACGUUCCGAAAUACUUUUUCUUGGUUGAUUUUGCAUAAAAAUUAAAGUUGAAGAAAUCUUAAAUUUUUGAGCCAAGUGAUGGACUAACCCCUUUUGAAAAAUUCUAACUUUGCGUUUUUCAUAAAGAGUUGUUCUUAUGGUCUUUAAAGGCGUCUUUUUUAUGUAGAACGUCAGCAAACAGUUUUUCUAAAUCUAUUUUUGAUAAACACAAAAUAUGGAAAAACUUGAACUUUUUGACCAAAAUCAUGGACUAUCCCCUUUGAAAAAAUGCCAAUUUUGCGUUCUUUUUAAAUCCAUGUUUGUAUUGUCUAAAAACGCUUGUUUACUAACGAGAACGUCACCAAAUAGUUUUUAAGCUGUAAUUUAGUUAAAACGAAACGUUAAAAAAAUUUCAAAUUUUUGACCAAAACCAUGGACUAACCCCUUUGGAAAAAUGCCAAUUUUGGGGUUUUUGAAAGCGAUGUUUUCAUUGUCCAGAAAGACUUGUUUGGUAUAUAAAAGAUCAAAGAUCGUUUUUCACGAUUUAUUUUCACGAUCUAUUACAUGGGAAUACAGGGGGUUACAAGGGGUUACAUGGGGUUACAAGGGGUUACAGGGGGUUACAAGGGGUUACAAGGGGUUACAGGAGGUUACAAGGGGUUUCCGGUGGUUACAAAGAACUAUAGAAACUUUUUUCUAACUAGAACGUUCCCAGAGAGUUUUUCUUGGUUGAUUUUGCAUAAAAAUCGAAGUUCAAGAAAUCUUUAAUUUUUGAGCAAAGUGAUGGACUAACCCUUUUUGAAAAAUUCUAACUUUGCGUUUUUCAUAAACAGUUAUUGUUAUGGUCUUUAAAGGCGUCUUUUUUAUGUAGAACGACAGCAAAGACUUUUUCUAAAUCUAUUUUUGAUAAACACAAAAUAUGGAAAAACUUGAACUUUUUGACCAAAAUCAUGGACUAUCCCCUUUGAAAAAAUGCCAAUUUUGCGUUUCUUUUAAAUCCAUGUUUAUAUUUUCUAAAAACGCUUGUUUACUAACGAGAAUGUCACCAAAUAGUUUUUUAAGGUGUAAUUUGGUUAAAACGAAACGUUAACAAAAUUUCAAAUUUUUGACCAAAACCAUGGACUAACCCCUUUGGAAAAAUGCCAAUUUUGGGGUUUUUGAAACCGAUGUUUUCAUUGUCCAGAAAGGCUUGUUUGCUAUAUAAAAGGUCAAAGAUCGUUUUUCACGAUUUAUUUUCACGAUCUAUUACUUGGGAAUACCGGGGGUUACAAGGGGUUACAUGGGGUUACAAGGGGUUACAGGGGGUUACAAGGGGAUACAGGGGGUUACAAGGGGUUACAGGAGGUUACAAGGGGUUACAGGGGGUUACAAAGAACUAUAGAAACUUUUUUCUAACUAGAACGUUCUCAGAUAGUUUUUUUGGUUGAUUUUGCAUAAAAAUCGAAGUUGAAGAAAUCUUAAAUUUUUGAGGCAAGUGAUGGACUAACCCCUUUUGACAAGUUCUAACUUUGCGUUUUUCAUAAAGAGUUGUUCUUAUGGUCUUUAAAGGCGUCUUUUUUAUGUAGAACGUCAGCAAACACUUUUUCUAAAUCUAUUUUUGAUAAACACAAAAUAUGGAAAAACUUGAACUCUUUGACCAAAAUCAUGGACUAUCCCCUUUGGAAAAAUGCCAAUUUUGGGGUUUUUGAAACCGAUGUUUUCAUUGUUCAGACAGGCUUGUUGGCUAUAUAAAAGGUCGAACAUCGUUUUUUCACGAUUUAUUUUCAAGAUCUAUUACAUGGGAAUACAGGGGGUUACAAGGGGUUACAUGGGGUUACAAGGGGUUACAGGGGAUUACAAGGGGUUACAGGAGGUUACAAGGGGUUAAAGGGGGUUACAAGGGGUUACAGGAGGUUACAAGGGGUUACAGGGGGAAACAAAGAACUAUAGAAACUUUUUUCUCACUAGAACGUUCCCAGAUAGUUUUUCUUGGUUGAUUUUACAUAAAAAUCGAAGUUGAAGAAAUCUUAAAUUUUUGAGCCAAGUGAUGGACUAACCCCUUUUAAAAAAUUUUAACUUUGUGUUUUUCAUAAAGAGUUGUUCUUAUGGUCUUUAAAGGCGUCUUUUUUAUGUAGAACGUCAGCAAACACUUUUUCUAAAUCUAUUUUUGAUAAACACAAAAUAUGGAAAUACUUGAAUUUUUUGACCAAAAUCAUUGACUAUCCCCUUUGAAAAAAAGCGAAUUUUGCGUUCUUUUUAAAUCCAUGUUUAUAUUGUCUAAAAACGCUUGUUUACGAACGAGAACGUCACCAAAUAGUUUUUUAAGGUGUAAUUUGGUUAAAACGAAACGUUAACAAAAUUUCAAAUUUUUGACCAAAACCAUGGACUAACCGCUUUGGAAAAAUACCAAUUUUGGGGUUUUUGAAACCGAUGUUUCUAUUGUCCAGAAAGGCUUGUUUGCUAUAUAAAAGGUCGAAGAUCGUUUUUGACGAUUUAUUUUCACGAUCUAUUACAUCGGAAUACAUGAGGUUACAAGGGGUUACAUGGGGUUACAAGGGGUUAGAGGGGGUUACAAGGGGUUACAGGAGGUUACAAGGGGUUACAGGGGGUUACAAAGAACUAUAGAAACUUUUUUCUAACUAGAACGUUCUCGGAUAGUUUUUUUGGUUGAUUUUGCAUAAAAAUCGAAGUUGAAGAAAUCUUAAAUUUUUGAGCCAAGUGAUGGACUAACCCCUUUUCAAAAUUUCUAACUUUGCGUUUUUCAUAAAGAGUUGUUCUUAUGGUCUUUAAAGGCGUCUUUUUUAUGUAGAACGUCAGCAAAGACUUUUUCUAAAUCUAUUUUUGAUAAACACAAAAUAUGGAAAAACUUGAACUUUUUGACCAAAAUCAUGGACUAUCCCCUUUGAAAAAAUGCGAAUUUUGCGUUCUUUAAAAACCAUGUUUAUAUUGUCUAAAAACGCUUGUUUACGAACGAGAAUGUCACCAAAUAGUUUUUAAGGUGUAAUUUGGUUAAAACGAAACGUUAACAAAAUUUCAAAUUUUUGACCAAAACCAUGGACUAACCCCUUUGAAAAAAUGCCAAUUUUGCCUUUUUUUUAAAUGCAUGAUUAUAUUGUCUUAAAACGCUUGUUGACUAACGAGAAUGUCACCAAAUAGUUUUUGAAGGUGUAAUUUGGUUAAAACGAAACGUUAACAAAAUUUCAAAUUUUUGACCAAAACCAUGGACUAACCCCUUUGGAAAAAUGCCAAUUUUGGGGUUUUUGAAACCGAUGUUUUCAUUGUCCUGAAAGGCUUGUUUGCUAUAUAAAAGAUCAACGAUCGUUUUUCACGAUUUAAUUUCAUGAUCUAUUACAUGGGAAUACAGGGGUUUACAAGGGGUUACAUGGGGUUACAAGGGGUUACAGGGGGUUACAAGGGGUUACAGGAGGUUACAAGGGGUUUCCGGUGGUUACAAAGAACUAUAGAAACUUUUUUCUAACUAGAACGUUCCCAGAUAGUUUUUCUUGGUUGAUUUUGCAUAAAAAUCGAAGUUGAAGAAAUCUUAAAUUUUUGAGCCAAGUGAUGGACUAACCCCUUUUGAAAAAUUCUAACUUUGCGUUUUUCAUAAAGAGUUGUUCUUAUGGUCUUUAAAGGCUUCUUUUUUAUGUAGAACGACAGCAAACACUUUUUCUAAAUUUCUUUUUGAUAAACACAAAAUAUGGAAAAACUUGAACUUUUUGACCAAAAUCAUGGACUAUCCCCUUUGAAAAAAUGCCAAUUUUGCGUUGUUUUUAAAUCCAUGUUUAUAUUGUCUAAAAAGGCUUGUUUACUAACGAGAACGUCACCAAAUAGUUUUUUAAGGUGUAAUUUGGUUAAAACGAAACGUGAACAUAAUUUCAAAUUUUUGACCAAAACCAUGGACUAACCCCUUUGGAAAAAUGCCAAUUUUGGGGUUUUUGAAACCCAUGUUUUCAUUGUCCAGAAAGGCUUGUUUGCUAUAUAAAAGGUCAAAGAUCGUUUUUGACGAUUUAUUUUCACGAUCUAUUACAUGGGAAUACAGGGGGUUACAAGGGGUUACAGGGGGUUACAAGGGGUUACAGGGGGUUACAAGGGGUUACAGGAGGUUACAAGGGGUUACAGGGGGUUACAAAGAACUAUAGAAACUUUUUUCUAACUAGAACGUUCUCAGAUAGUUUUUUUGGUUGAUUUUGCCUAAAAAUCGAAGUUGAAGAAAUCUUAAAUUUUUGAGCCAAGUGAUGGACUAACCCCUUUUGAAAAUUUCUAAGUUUGCGUUUUUCAUAAAGAGUUGUUCUUAUGGUCUUUAAAGGCGUCCUUUUUAUGUAGAACGUCAGCAAACACUUUUUCUAAAUCUAUUUUUGAUAAACACAAAAUAUGGAAAUACUUGAAUUUUUUGACCAAAAUCAUUGACUAUCCCCUUUGAAAAAAAACCAAUUUUGCGUUCUUUUUAAAUCCCUGUUUAUAUUAUCUAAAAACGCUUGUUUACGAACGAGAACGUCACCAAAUAGUUUUUUAAGGUGUAAUUUGGUUAAAACGAAACGUUAACAAAAUUUCAAAUUUUUGACCAAAACCAUGGACUAACCCGUUUGGAAAAAUGCCAAUUUUAAGGUUUUUGAAACCGAUGUUUUUAUUGUCCAGAAAGGCUUGUUUGCUAUAUAAAAGGUCGACGAUCGUUUUUUGACGAUUUAUUUUGACGUUCUAUUACAUGGGAAUACAGGGCUUUACAUGGGGUUACAAGGGGUUACAAGGGGUUACAGGAGGUUACAAGGGGUUACAGGGGGUUACAAGGGGUUACAGGGGGUUAGAAAGAACUAUAGAAACUUUUUUCUAACUAGAACGUUCUCGGAUAGUUUUUUUGGUUGAUUUUGCAUAAAAAUCGAAGUUGAAGUAAUCUUAAAUUUUUGAGCCAAGUAAUGGACUAACCCCUUUUGAAAAUUUCUAACUUUGCGUUUUUCAUAAAGAGUUGUUCUUAUGGUCUUUAAAGGCGUCUUUUUUAUGUAGAACGUCAGCAAACACUUUUUCUAAAUCUAUUUUUGAUAAACACAAAAUAUGGAAAUACUUGAAUUUUUUGACCAAAAUCAUUGACUAUCCCCUUUGAAAAAAAGCGAAUUUUGCGUUCUUUUUAAAUCGAUGUUUAUAUUGUCCAAAAACGCUUGUUUACGAACGAGAACGUCACCAAAUAGUUUUUUAAGUUGUAAUUUGGUUAAAACGAAACGUUAACAAAAUUUCAAGUUUUUGACCAAAACCAUGGACUAACCCCUUUGGAAAAAUGCCAAUUUUGGGGUUUUUGAAACCGAUGUUUCUAUUGUCCAGAAAGGCUUGUUUGCUAUAUAAAAGGUCGAAGAUUGUUUUUUUACGAUUUAUUUUCACGAUCUAUUACAUGGGAAUACAUGGGGUUACAAGGGGUUACAUGGGGUUACAAGGGGUUACAGGGGUUACAAGGGGUUACAGGAGGUUACAAGGGGUUACAGGGGUUACAAAGAACUAUAGAAACUUUUUUUCUAACUAGAACGUUCUCGGAUAGUUUUUUUGGUUGAUUUUGCAUAAAAAUCGAAGUUGAAGAAAUCUUAAAUUUUUGAGCCAAGUGAUGGACUAACCCCUUUUCAAAAUUUCUAACUUUGCGUUUUUCAUAAAGAGUUGUUCUUAUGGUCUUUAAAGGCGUCUUUUUUAUGUAGAACGUCAGCAAAGACUUUUUCUAAAUCUAUUUUUGAUAAACACAAAAUAUGGAAAAACUUGAACUUUUUGACCAAAAUCAUGGACUAUGCCCUUUGAAAAAAUUCGAAUUUUGCGUUCUUUAAAAACCAUGUUUAUAUUGUCUAAAAACGCUUGUUUACGAACGAGAAUGUCACCAAAUAGUUUUUAAGGUGUAAUUUGGUUAAAACGAAACGUUAACAAAAUUUCAAAUUUUUGACCAAAACCAUGGACUAACCCCUUUGAAAAAAUGCCAAUUUUGCCUUUUUUUUAAAUGCAUGAUUAUAUUGUCUUAAAACGCUUGUUGACUAACGAGAAUGUCACCAAAUAGUUUUUGAAGGUGUAAUUUGGUUAAAACGAAACGUUAACAAAAUUUCAAAUUUUUGACCAAAACCAUGGACUAACCCCUUUGGAAAAAUGCCAAUUUUGGGGUUUUUGAAACCGAUGUUUUCAUUGUCCUGAAAGGCUUGUUUGCUAUAUAAAAGAUCAACGAUCGUUUUUCACGAUUUAUUUUCACGAUCUAUUACAUGGGAAUACAGGGGUUUACAAGGGGUUACAUGGGGUUACAAGGGGUUACAGGGGGUUACAAGGGCUUACAGGAGGUUACAAUGGGUUUCCGGUGGUUACAAAGAACUAUAGAAACUUUUUUCUAACUAGAACGUUCCCAGAUAGUUUUUCUUGGUUGAUUUUGCAUAAAAAUCGAAGUUGAAGAAAUCUUAAAUUUUUGAGCCAAGUGAUGGACUAACCCCUUUUGAAAAGCUCUAACUUUGCGUUUUUCAUAAAGAGUUGUUCUUAUGGUCUUUAAAGGCUUCUUUUUUAUGUAGAACGAAAGCAAACACUUUUUCUAAAUUUAUUUUUGAUAAACACAAAAUAUGGAAAAACUUGAACUUUUUGACCAAAAUCAUGGACUAUCCCCUUUGAAAAAAUGCCAAUUUUGCGUUGUUUUUAAAUCCAUGUUUAUAUUGUCUAAAAAGGCUUGUUUACUAACGAGAACGUCACCAAAUAGUUUUUUAAGGUGUAAUUUGGUUAAAACGAAACGUGAACAAAAUUUCAAAUUUUUGACCAAAACCAUGGACUAACCCCUUUGGAAAAAUGCCAAUUUUGGGGUUUUUGAAACCCAUGUUUUCAUUGUCCAGAAAGGCUUGUUUGCUAUAUAAAAGGUCAAAGAUCGUUUUUGACGAUUUAUUUUCACGAUCUAUUACAUGGGAAUACAGGGGGUUACAAGGGGUUACAGGGGGUUACAAGGGGUUACAGGGGGUUACAAGGGGUUACAGGAGGUUACAAGGGGUUACAGGGGGUUACAAAGAACUAUAGAAACUUUUUUCUAACUAGAACGUUCUCAGAUAGUUUUUUUGGUUGAUUUUGCAUAAAAAUCGAAGUUGAAGAAAUCUUAAAUUUUUGAGCCAAGUGAUGGACUAACCCCUUUUGAAAAGCUCUAACUUUGCGUUUUUCAUAAAGAGUUGUUCUUAUGGUCUUUAAAGGCGUCUUUUUUAUGUAGAACGUCAGCAAACACUUUUUCUAAAUCUAUUUUUGAUAAACACAAAAUAUGGAAAAACUUGAACUUUUUGACCAAAAUCUUGGACUAUCCCCUUGGAAAAAAUGCCAAUUUUGCGUUCUUUUUAAAUCCAUGUUUAUAUUGUCUAAAAAGACUUGUUUACUAGCGAGAACGUCACCAAAUAGUUUUUUAAGGUGUAAUUUGGUUAAAACGAAACGUUAACAAAAUUUCAAAUUUUUGACGAAACCCAUGGACUAACCCCUUUGGAAAAAUGCCAAUUUUGGGGUUUUUGAAACCGAUGUUUUCAUUGUUCAGAAAGGCUUGUUUGCUAUAUAAAAGGUCGAAGAUCGUUUUUUCACGAUUUAUUUUCACGAUCUAUUACAUGGUAAUACAGGUGGUUACAUGGGGUUACAGGGGGUUACAAGGGGUUACAGGAGGUUACAAGGGGUUACAGGAGGUUACAGGGGAUUACAAAGAACUAUAGAAACUUUUUUCUAAGUAGAACGUUCGGAAAUACUUUUUCUUGGUUGAUUUUGCAUAAAAAUCGAAGUUGAAGAAAUCUUAAAUUUUUGAGCGAAGUGAUCGACUAACCCCUUUUGAAAAGUUCUAACUUUGCGUUUUUCAUAAAGAGUUGUUGUUAUGGUCUUUAAAGGCGUCUUUUUUAUGUAGAACGUCAGGAAACAGUUUUUCUAAAUCUAUUUUUGAUAAACACAAAAUAUGGAAAAACUUGAACUUUUUCACCAAAAUCAUGCAGCGAAUUUUGCGUUCUUUUUAAAUCCAUGUUUAUAUUGUCUAAAAACGCUUUUUUACUAACGAGAACGUCACCAAAUAGUUUUUUAAGGUGUAAUUUGGUUAAAACGAAACGUUAACAAAAUUUCAAAUUUUUGACCAAAACCAUGGACUAACCGCUUUGGAAAAAUGCCAAUUUUGGGGUUUUUGAAACCGAUGCUUUCAUUGUCCAGAAAGGCUUGUUUGCUAUAUAAAAGGUCAAAGAUCGUUUUUUACGAUUUACUUUCACGAUCUAUUACUUGGGAAUACAGGGGGUUACAAGGGGUUACAUUGGGUUACAAGGGGUUACACGGGGUUACAGGGGGUUACAGGAGGUUACAAGGGGUUACAGGGGGUUACAAAGAAGUAUAGAAACAUUUUUUUCUAACUAGAACGUUCUCAGAUAGUUUUUUUGGUUGAUUUUGCAUAAAAAUCGAAGUUGAAGAAAUCUUAAAUUUUUGAGCCAAGUGAUGGACUAACUCCUUUUGAAAAGCUCUAACUUUGCGUUUUUCAUAAAGAGUUGUUCUUAUGGUCUUUACAGGCGUCUUUUUUAUGUAGAACGUCAGCAAACACUUUUUCUAAAUCUAUUUUUGAUAAACACAAAAUAUGGAAAAACUUGAACUUUUUGACCAAACUCAUGGACUAUCCCCUUUUAAAAAAUGCCAAUUUUGCGUUCUUUUUAAAUCCAUGUUUAUAUUUUCUAAAACGGCUUGUUUACUAACGAGAACGUCACCAAAUAGUUUUUUAAGGUGUAAUUUGGUUAAAACGAAACGUUAACACAAUUUCAAAUUUUUGACCAAAACCAUGGACUAACCCCUUUGGAAAAAUGCCAAUUUUGGGGUUUUUGAAACCGAUGUUUUCAUUGUCCAGAAAGGCUUUUUUGCUAUGUAAAACGUCGAAGAUUGUUUUUUUAAGAUUUACUUUCACGAUCUAUUACAUGGGAAUACAGGGGGUUACAAGGGGUUACAGGAGGUUACAAGGGGUUACAGGGGGUUACAGGGGGUUACAAGGGGUUACAGGGGGUUACAAGGGGUUACAGGAGGUUACAAGGGGUUACAAGGGGUUACAAAGAACUAUAGAAACUUUUUUCUAACUAGAACGUUCUCGGAAAGUUUUUCUUGGUUGAUUUUGCAUAAAAAUCGAAGUUGAAGAAAUCUUUAAUUUUUGAGCAGUGAUGGACUAACCGUUUUUGAAAAAUUCUAACUUUGCGUUUUUCAAAAAGAGUUAUUGUUAUGGUCUUUAAAGGCGUCUUUUUUAUGUGGAACGACAGCAAACACUUUUUCUAAAUCUAUUUUUUAAAAACACAAAAUAUGGAAAAACUUGAACUUUUUCACCAAAAUCAUGUACUAUCCCCUUUGAAAAAAUGCCAAUUUUGCGUUCUUUUUAAAUCCAUGUUUAUAUUGUCUAAAAACGCUUUUUUACUAACGAGAACGUCACCAAAUAGUUUUUUAAGGUGUAAUUUGGUUAAAACGAAACGUUAACAAAAUUUCAAAUUUUUGACCAAACCCAUGGACUAACCCCUUUGGAAAAAUGCCAAUUUUGGGGUUUUUGAAACCGAUGCUUUCAUUGUCCAGAAAGGCUUGUUUGCUAUAUAAAAGGUCAAAGAUCGUUUUUUACGAUUUACUUUCACGAUCUAUUACUUGGGAAUACAGGGGGUUACAAGGGGUUACAUUGGGUUACAAGGGGUUACACGGGGUUACAAGGGGUUACAGGAGGUUACAAGGGGUUACAGGGGGUUACAAAGAAGUAUAGAAACAUUUUUUUCUAACUAGAACGUUCUCAGAUAGUUUUUUUGGUUGAUUUUGCAUAAAAAUCGAAGUUGAAGAAAUCUUAAAUUUUUGAGCCAAGUGAUGGACUAACCCCUUUUGAAAAGCUCUAACUUUGCGUUUUUCAUAAAGAGUUGUUCUUAUGGUCUUUACAGGCGUCUUUUUUAUGUACAACGUCAGCAAACACUUUUUCUAAAUCUAUUUUUGAUAAACACAAAAUAUGGAAAAACUUGAACUUUUUGACCAAACUCAUGGACUAUCCCCUUUUAAAAAAUGCCAAUUUUGCGUUCUUUUUAAAUCCAUGUUUAUAUUUUCUAAAACGGCUUGUUUACUAACGAGAACGUCACCAAAUAGUUUUUUAAGGUGUAAUUUGGUUAAAACGAAACGUUAACACAAUUUCAAAUUUUUGACCAAAACCAUGGACUAACCCCUUUGGAAAAAUGCCAAUUUUAAGGUUUUUGAAACCGAUGUUUUCAUUGUCCAGAAAGGCUUUUUUGCUAUGUAAAACGUCGAAGAUUGUUUUUUUACGAUUUAUUUUCACGAUCUAUUACAUGGGAAUACAGGGGGUUACAAGGGGUUACAUGGGGUUACAAGGGGUUACAGGGGGUUACAAGGGGUUACAGGGAGUUACAAGGGGUUACAAAACGUUACAAGGGGUUACAGGAGGUUACAAGGGGUUACAAGGGGUUACAAAGAACUAUAGAAACUUUUUUCUAACUAGAACGUUCUCGGAUAGUAUUUUUAAUUGAUUUUGCAUAAAAAUCGAAGUUGAAGAAAUCUUAAAUUUUUGAGCCAGGUGAUGGACUAACCCCUUUUGGAAAAUUCUAACUUUGCGUUUUUCAUAAAGAGUUGUUCUUAUGGUCUUUAAAGGCGUGUUUUUUAUGUAGAACAUCAACAAACACUUUUUCUAAAUCUAUUUUUGAUAAACACAAAAUAUGGAAAAAGUUCAACUUUUUGACGAAAAUCAUGGACUAUCCCCUUUGAAAUAAUGCCAAUUUUGCGUUCUUUUAAAUCCAUGUUUAUAUUGUCUAAAAAGGCUUGUUUACUAACGAGAACGUCACCAAAUAGUUUUUCAAGGUGUAAUUUGGUUAAAACGAAAGGUUAACAAAAUUUCCAAUUUUUGACCAAAACUAUGGACUAACCCCUUUGGAAAAAUGCCAAUUUUGGGGUUUUUGAAAUCGAUGUUUUCAUUGUCCAGAAAGGCUGGUUUGCUAUAUAUAAGGUUGAAGAUCGUUUUUUGACUUUUUAUUUUCACGAUCUAUUACAUGGGAAUACAGGGGGUUACCAGGGGUUACAUAGGGUUACAGCGGGUUACAAGGGGUUACAGGUGGUUACAAGGGGUUACAGGAGGUUACAAGGGGUUACAGGGGGUUACAAGGGGUUACAGAAGGUUACAAGUGGUUACAGGGGGUUACAAAGAACUAUAGAAACUUUUUUCUAACAAGAACGUUCCCACAUACUUUUUCUUGGUUGAUUUUGCAUAAAAAUCGAAGUUGAAGAAAUCUUUAAUUUUUGACCAAAGUGAUGGACUAACCCCUUUUGAAAAAAUUCUAACGGGUUUUUCAUAAAGAGUUGUUCUUAUGGUCUUUAAAGGCGUGUUUUUUAUGUAGAACGUCAACAAAAACUUUUUCUAAAUCUAUUUUUGAUAAACACAAAAUAUGGAAAAAGUUCACCUUUUUGACCAAAAUCGUGGACUAUCCCCUUUGAAAAAAUGCAAUUUUGCGUUCUUUUUAAAUGCAUGUUUAUAUUGUCUAAAAAGGCUUGUUUACUAACGAGAACGUCACCAAAUAGUUUUUCAAGGUGUAAUUUGGUUAAAACGAAAGGUUAACAAAAUUUCCAAUUUUUGACCAAAACUAUGGACUAACCCCUUUGGAAAAAUGCCAAUUUUUGGGUUUUUGAAAUGGAUGUUUUCUUUGUCCAGAAAGGCUUGUUUGCUAUAUAAAAGGUCGAAGAUCGUUUUUUCACGAUUUAUUUUCACCAUCUAUUGCAUGGGAAUACCGGGGGUUACCAGGGGUUACAGGGGGUUACAAGGGGUUACAGGGGGUUACAAGGGGUUACAGAAGGUUACAAGUGGUUACAGGGGGUUACAAAGAACUAUAGAAACUUUUUUCUAACGAGAACAUUCCCAGAUACUUUUUCUUGGUUGAUUUUGCAUAAAAAUCAAAGGUGAAGAAAUCUUUAAUUUUUGACCAAAGUGAUGGAGGAACCCGUUUUGAAAAAUUCUAACUUUGCGUUUUUCAUAAAGAGUUGUUCUUAUGGUCUUUAAAGGCGUCUUUUUUAUGUAGACCGUAAGCAAAGACUUUUUCUAAAUCUAUUUUUGAUAAACACAAAAUAUGGAAAAAGUUCAACUUUUUGACCAAAAUCAUGGACUAUCCCCUUUGAAAAAAUGCCAAUUUUGCGUUCUUUUUAAAUCCAUGUUUAUAUUGUCUAAAAAGGCUUGUUUACUAAGGAGAACGUCACCAAAUAGUUUUUUAAGGUGUAAUUUGAUUAAAACGAAACGUUAACAAAAUUUCAAAUUUUUAACCAAAACUAUGGACUAACCCCUUUGGAAAAAUGCCAAUUUUGGGGUGUUUGAAAUCGAUGUUUUCAUUGUCCAGAAAGGCUUGUUUGCUAUAUAAGAGGUCGAAGAUCGUUUUUUGACGAUUUAUUUUCACGAUCUAUUACAUGGGAAUACAGGGGGUUACCAGGGGUUACAUAGGGUUACAGGGGGUUACAAGGGGUUACAGGUGGUUACAAGGGGUUACAGGGGGUUACAAGGGGUUACAGGGGGUUACAAGGGGUUACAGAAGGUUACAAGUGGUUAUAGGGGGUUACAAAGAACUAUAGAAACUUUUUUCUAACUAGAACGUUUCCAGAUACUUUUUCUUGGUUGAUUUGGCAUAAAAAUCGAAGUUGAAGAAAUCUUUAAUUUUUGACCAAAGUGAUGGACUAACCCCUUUUGAAAAAAUUCUAACGUUGGGUUUUUCAUAAAGAGUUGUUCUUAUGAUCUUUAAAGACGUGUUUUUUAUGUAGAACGUCAACAAAAACAUUUUCUAAAUCUAUUUUUGAUAAACACAAAAUAUGGAAAAAGUUCACCUUUUUUACCAAAAUCGUGGACUAUCGCCUUUGAAAAAAUGCAAUUUUGCGUUCUUUUUAAAUGCAUGUUUAUAUUGUCUAAAAAGGCUUGUUUACUAACGAGAACGUCACCAAAUAGUUUUUCAAGGUGUAAUUUGGUUAAAACGAAACGUUAACAAAAUUUCCAAUUUUUGACCAAAACUAUGGACUAACCCCUUUGGAAAAAUGCCAAUUUUGGGGUUUUUGAAAUCGAUGUUUUCAUUGUCCAGAAAGGCUUGUUUGCUAUAUAAAAGGUCGAAGAUCGUUUUUUGACGAUUUAUUUUCACGAUCUAUUACAUGGGAAUACAGGGGGUUACCAGGGGUUACAUAGGGUUACAGCGGGUUACAAGGGGUUACAGGUGGUCACAAGGGGUUACAGGAGGUUACAAGGGGUUACAGGGGGUUACAAGGGGUUACAGAAGGUUACAAGUGGUUACAGGGGGUUACAAAGAACUAUAGAAACUUUUUUCUAACAAGAACGUUCCCAGAUACUUUUUCUUGGUUGAUUUUGCAUAAAAAUCGAAGUUGAAGAAAUCUUUAAUUUUUGACCAAAGUGAUGGACGAACCCCUUUUGAAAAAUUCUAACUUUGCGUUUUUCAUAAAGAGUUGUUCUUAUGGUCUUUAAAGGCGUCUUUUUUAUGUAGAACGUCAGGAGACACUUUUUCUAAAUCUUUUUUUAAUAAACACAAAAUAUGGAAAAAGUUCAACUUUUUGAGCAAAAUCAUGGACUAUCCCCUUUGAAAAAAUGCCAAUUUUGCGUUCUUUUUAAAUCCAUGUUUAUAUUGUCUAAAAAGGCUUGUUUACUAACGAUAACAUCACCAAAUAGUUUUUUAAGGUGUAAUUUGGUUACAACGAAACGUUAACAAAAUUUCCAAUUUUUAACCAAAACUAUGGACUAACCCCUUUGGAAAAAUGCCAAUUUUGGGGUGUUUGAAAUCGAUGUUUUCAUUGUCCAGAAAGGCUUGUUUGCUAUAUAAGAGGUCGAAGAUCGUUUUUUGACGAUUUAUUUUCACGAUCUAUUACAUGGGAAUACAGGGGGUUACCAGGGGUUACAUGGAGUUACAGGGGGUUACAAGGGGUUACAAGGGGUUACAGGGGGUUACAAGGGGUUACAGAAGGUUACAAGUGGUUAUAGGGGGUUACAAAGAACUAUAGAAACUUUUUUCUAACGAGAACAUUCCCAGAUACUUUUUCUUGGUUCAUCUUGCAUAAAAAUCAAAGUUGAAGAAAUCUUUAAUUUUUGACCAAAGUGAUGGACGUACCCCUUUUGAAAAAUUCUAACUUUGCGUUUUUCAUAAACAGUUGUUCUUAUGGCUUUUAAAAGCGUCUUUUUUAUGUAGAACGUCAGCAAACACUUUUUCUAAAUCUAUUUUUGAUAAACACAAAAUAUGGAAAAAGUUCAACUUUUUGACCAAAAUCAUGGACUAUCCCCUUUGAAAAAAUGCCAAUUUUGCGUUCUUUUUAAAUCCAUGUUUAUAUUGUCUAAAAAGGCUUGUUUACUAACGAGAACGUCACCAAAUAGUUUUUCAAGGUGUAAUUUGGUUAAAACGAAACGUUAACAAAAUUUCAAAUUUUUGACCAAAACCAUGGACUAACCCCUUUGGAAAAAUGCCAAUUUUGGGGUUUUUGAAAGCGAUGUUUUCAUUGUCCAGAAAGGCUUGUUUGCUUUUUAAUUGUCGCAGAUCGUUUUUUCACGAUUUAUUUUCACGAUCUAUUACAUGGGAAUACAGGGGGUUACAAGGGGUUACAGGGGGUUAUAGGCGGUUACAAGGGGUUACAGGGGGUUACAAGUGGUUACAAAAGGUUACAAGAGGUUAGAGGGGGUUACAAGGGGUUACAGGAGGUUACAAGGCGUUACAGGGGGGUACAAAGAACUAUAGAAACUUUUUUCUAAGUAGAACGUUCCCAGAUAGUUUUUCUUGGUUGAUUUUGCAUAAAAAUCGAAGUUGAAGAAAUCUUUAAUUUUUGACCAAAGUGAUGGACUAACUCCUUUUGAAAAAUUGUAACUUUGCGUUUUUCAUAAAGAAUUGUUCUUAUGGUCUUUAAAGGCGUCUUUUUUAUGUAGAACGUCAACAAGCACUUUUUCUAAAUCGUUUUUUGAUAAACACAAAAUAUGGAAAAAGUUCAACUUUUUGACCAAAAUCAUGGACUAUCCCCUUUAAAAAAAUGCCAAUUUUGCGUUCUUUUUAAAUGCAUGUUUAUAUUCUCUAAAAAGGUUUGUUUACAAACGAGAACGUCACCAAAUAGUUUUUCAAGGUGUAAUUUGGUUAAAACGAAAGGUUAACAAAAUUUCCAAUUUUUGACCUAAACUAUGGACUAACCCCUUUGGAAAAAUGCCAAUUUUGGGGUGUUUGAAAUCGAUGUUUUCAUUGUCCAGAAAGGCUUGUUUGCUAUAGAAAAGGUCGAAGAUCGUUUUUUCACGAUUUAUUUUCACGAUCUAUUACAUGGGAAUACAGGGGGUUACCAGGGGUUACAUGGGGUUACAGCGGGUUACAAGGGGUUACAGGGGUUACAAGGGGUUACAGGAGGUUACAAGGGGUUACAGGGGGUUACAAGGGGUUACAGAAGGUUACAAGUGGUUAUACGGGGUUACAAACAACUAUAGAAACUUUUUUCUAACGAGAACAUUCCCAGAUACUUUUUCUUGGUUGAUUUUGCAUAAAAAUCGAAGUUGAAGAAAUCUUUAAUUUUUGACCAAAGUGAUGGACUAACCCCUUUUGAAAAAUUCUAACUUUACGUUUUUCAUAAAGAAUUGUUCUUAUGGUCUUUAAAGUCGUCUUUUUUUAUGUAGACCGUAAGCAAAGACUUUUUCUAAAUCUAUUUUUGAUAAACACAAAAUAUGGAAAAAAGUUCAACUUUUUGACCAAAAUCAUGGGACUUAAAAAAAAACCCCAAUUUUGGUUCUUUUUAAAAAAAUGUUUAAUUUUGGCUUUUUGAACGAGAACGAUAGUUUUUUUUAAUUGUAAAAGGAAGGUUUAACAAAAUUUAAAUUUUUGGUCAAAACAUGGAUCGUGUUUUGGAAAAAUGCCAAUUUAUUUUGAAACCGAUGUUUUCAUUGUCCAGAAAGGCUUGUUUGCUAUUAAAAGGUCGGAUCCUUUUUGACGAUUUAUUUAGACGGUUACAAGGGGUUACAGGUGGUUACAAGUGGUUACAAAAGGUUACAAGAGGUUAGAGGGGGUUACAAGGGGUUACAGGAGGUUACAAGGCGUUACAGGGGGGUACAAAGAACUAUAGAAACUUUUUUCUAACUAGAACGUUCCCAGAUAGUUUUUCUUGGUUGAUUUUGCAUAAAAAUCGAAGUUGAGGAAAUCUUUAAUUUUUGACCAAAGUGAUGGACUAACUCCUUUUGAAAAAUUCUAACUUUACGUUUUUCAUAAAGAAUUGUUCUUAUGGUCUUUAAAGUCGUUUUUUUUAUGUAGACCUUAAGCAAAGACUUUUUCUAAAUCUAUUUUUGAUAAACACAAAAUAUGGAAAAAGUUCAUUUUUUUGACCAAAAUCAUGGACUAUCCCCUUUGAAAAAAUGCCAAUUUUGCGUUCUUUUUAAAUCCAUGUUCAUAUUGUCUAAAAAGGCUUGUUUACUAACGAGAACGUCACUAAAUAGUUUUUCAAGGUGUAAUUUUGUUAAAACGAAACGUUAACAAAAUUUCAAAUUUUUGACCUAAACCAUGGACUAACCCCUUUGGAAAAAUGCCAAUUUUGGGGCUUUUGAAACCGAUAUUUUCAUUGUCCAGAAAGGUUUGUUUGCUAUAUAAAAGGUCGCAGAUCGUUUUUCACGAUUUAUUUUCACGAUCUAUUACAUGGGAAUACAGGGGGUUACAAGGGGUUACAAAAGGUUACAAGGGGUUACAUGAGGUUACAAGGAGUUACAGGGGGUUACAAAGAACUGUAGAAACUUUUUUCAAACUAGAACGUUCCCAGAUAGUUUUUCUUGGUUGAUUUUGCAUAAAAAUCGAAGUUGAAGAAAUCUUUAAUUUUUGACCAAAGUGAUGGACUAACCUCUUUUGAAAAAUUCUAACUUUGCGUCUUUUUUUUUCAUAAAGACUUUUGUUCUUAUGGUCUUUUGACCAAAAAUGGACGUCUUUUUUUAUGUUCUUUAGAACAUCAUUGCAAACAGUUUUUCGAAAUCAAAUAGUUUUUCAGGUGUAAUUUGGUUAAAACAAAAUUUGGAAAAACUUGAACUUUUUGACCAAAAUCGUGGAAAAAAAAAAUGCCAAUUUUGCGUUCUUUUUAAAUCCAUGUUUAUAUUGUCUAAAAAGGCUUGUUUACUAACGAGAACGUCACCAAAUAGUUUUUCAAGGUGUACUUUGGUUAAAACGAAACUGUAACAAAAUUUCCAAUUUUUGACCAAAACCAUGGGCUAACCGCUUUGGAAAAAUGCCAAUUUUGGGGUUUUUGAAACCGAUGUUUUCAUUGUCCAGAGAGGCUUGUUUGCUUUUUGACCAAAGUGAUGGACUAACCCCUUUGGUGUUGUUAUUGUUUAGAAAGGCCAUUUGACGAUCGAGAACGUUACCAAAUACUUUUUCUCGGUGUAUUUUGCAUAAAACGAAACUUUAACAAAAUUUCAAAUGUUUGGCCAAAACCAUGGACUGCAAAUUUUCUGGUUUUUGAAACCGAUGUUUUCAUUGUUCAGAAAAUCUUGUUUUCUAUAAUCGUUUUUUCUCGAUUUAUUUUCACGAUCUAUUGUAUAGGGAUACAGGUGGUUACACGGGUUACAAGGGGUUACAUUGUGUUAUAGGUGGUUACAAGGGGUUAGAGGGGCUUAGAAAGUAUUACAUAAAACUGGUUUUCUAACUAGAACGCCUCCAGAUACUUUUUCGGUUUUUUUCUCAAUGUUUUGGUGACUCAAUAAUUCAGAAGAUAAUCUUGCGUCUUAAAAACUUUUUUUUUCCGAAUUGAAGCCCACUAAUUAUUUGGUAAAAGAAUAAAAGGAGUCAAGGAAAGCGAAAGAAGAUGGGCGGGAAAGAAAGGAAAAAUGGAAGUCAAGACUGCUGAAAUUUUGCUUUUUGCGCGUGCCCGAUGUUAGGAAGCUAAUAUUUUGCAUCUGGAUCAGAAGACCGCGAAGUGUAUGUUCCGUAAAGGGUGUGUGGGUAUGAUUAGGUUGUUUUUAGCCAGACAGAUAUUUAGAAAUUUCGCUAUUAGCUUCAAAACUCAUUUUUUUUUGGCAAAAUUCGCAGGAGUGAAUGUCUAAGUUUCGUAUACACUAGGUUAUCUUUUUUUAUGGCCAAAAGUUGGCCUUUGCCUCGUAACAAUUCUUUCUGAUGAAACACUUAAGAAAGUUACAGGGGGUUACAAAAUGUUACAAGGGUUGCAUGGGUUACAAGCUUACAGGGGGUUACAAGUUGUAACAGGUUGUUACAAGGAGUAACAGGUGCUUACAAAGGGUUACAGGGGUCUAGAAGGGAUUACAAGAGGUUACAUGGGGUACAAGAGGUUUCAGGGGUUUGCAAAGGGUUAUAGGGGCCUGUUUUGUUUUUACGAUAUAGAGAUGACCUUCCGAAUUGUGUCAUGUAUUCACAACCUAGAAUGUAUGCUGACGACACUAAUAUCACCUAUGCGAACAAUGAUGUUGAAAAAAUAGAGCGUUGUGUUAACAUAGAUUUAGAUAGAAUUCGUAUAUGGCUUGCAGCGAACAAACUUACACUAAACACAACUAAGACAAUUUCUGUUAAAUGGGUCCAGGUUAAGACUGUCAACGCCAAAAAGGAAUCCCAUAAGUGUCGACUUUAAAAUCCCUGGGUGUUGACAACGAUGGAAAUCUUCCUUGGGAGUUUCAUAUUAAUGAAAACUCGAAGAAGAUUGCUUCUGGCAUAAGUGCGAUUAAGCGUAUUACGUAUUUUCUCCCUUUUGAGAUUCUUCUUAACGUAUACAAUUAGCUGGUACAGCCACACUUUGAUUACUGUAAUGUAGUAUGAGGAAAUUGUUCUAAUAACCUAUCUUCUAAAUUACUGAAUCGCGCCGCUCGCGUUCUAACUUUCUCUAAUUAUGACUGCGGUACUAGUGAAUUGUUUCAAAAUUUAGAGUGGUCGAAACUUGUCCAUCAGCGCGUAGUUAGUAAAGCAAUAAUGAUGCACAGCAUUGUAAAUAACACAGCUCUAGAAUAUCUGACUUUGCGUUUUGUUCGUCGCUGCGAUUUGUAGUUAUAACCUUAGAGAGAAUGAAUACAAGCUCGCUGGGGGUUACAAGAGAUUACAGGAAGUUACAGGGGGUUAGAGGGGGUUACAAGUUGUUAGAGGGGGUAAUAAGGGGUUACAGGAGGUCACAAGAGAUUGCAAGAGGUUAA